GGCGGGAGCCGGGCCGCGGGAGGAGGGGAGGCGCCGGGGGCGCGCGCGCGCGCGCUGGGCGCUGCUGGGCUGCGGCGGCGGCGGCGGCGGCGGUGGUUACUAUGGCGGAGUCGGCCGGAGCCUCCUCCUUCUUCUCCCUUGUUGUCCUCCUGCUCGCCGGCAGCGGCGGGUCCGGGCCCCGGGGGAUCCAGGCUCUGCUGUGUGCGUGCACCAGCUGCCUCCAGGCCAACUACACGUGUGAGACAGAUGGGGCCUGCAUGGUUUCCAUUUUCAAUCUGGAUGGGAUGGAGCACCAUGUGCGCACCUGCAUCCCCAAAGUGGAGCUGGUCCCUGCCGGGAAGCCCUUCUACUGCCUGAGCUCGGAGGACCUGCGUAACACGCACUGCUGCUACACUGACUACUGCAACAGGAUCGACCUGAGGGUGCCCAGUGGUCACCUCAAGGAGCCUGAGCACCCGUCCAUGUGGGGCCCGGUGGAGCUGGUAGGCAUCAUCGCUGGCCCGGUGUUCCUCCUGUUCCUCAUCAUCAUCAUUGUUUUCCUUGUCAUUAACUAUCAUCAGCGUGUCUAUCACAACCGCCAGAGACUGGACAUGGAAGAUCCCUCAUGUGAGAUGUGUCUCUCCAAAGACAAGACGCUCCAGGAUCUCGUCUACGAUCUCUCCACCUCAGGGUCUGGCUCAGGGUUACCCCUCUUUGUCCAGCGCACAGUGGCCCGAACCAUCGUUUUACAAGAGAUUAUUGGCAAGGGUCGGUUUGGGGAAGUAUGGCGGGGCCGCUGGAGGGGUGGUGAUGUGGCUGUGAAAAUAUUCUCUUCUCGUGAAGAACGGUCUUGGUUCAGGGAAGCAGAAAUAUACCAGACGGUCAUGCUGCGCCAUGAAAACAUCCUUGGAUUUAUUGCCGCUGACAAUAAAGCAGACUGCUCAUUCCUCACAUUGCUGUGGGAAGUUGUAAUGGCCUCUGCUGCCCCCAAGCUGAGGAGCCUUAGAUUCCAAUACAAGGGAGGAAGGGGAAGAGCAAGGUUUUUAUUCCCACUGAAUAAUGGCACCUGGACACAGCUGUGGCUUGUUUCUGACUAUCAUGAGCACGGGUCCCUGUUUGAUUAUCUGAACCGGUACACAGUGACAAUUGAGGGGAUGAUUAAGCUGGCCUUGUCUGCUGCUAGUGGGCUGGCACACCUGCAUAUGGAGAUCGUGGGCACUCAAGGGAAGCCUGGAAUUGCUCAUCGAGACUUAAAGUCAAAGAACAUUCUGGUGAAGAAAAAUGGCAUGUGUGCCAUAGCAGACCUGGGCCUGGCUGUCCGUCACGAUGCAGUCACUGACACCAUCGACAUUGCCCCGAAUCAGAGGGUGGGGACCAAACGAUACAUGGCCCCUGAAGUACUUGAUGAAACCAUUAAUAUGAAACACUUUGACUCCUUUAAAUGUGCUGAUAUUUAUGCCCUCGGGCUUGUAUAUUGGGAGAUUGCUCGAAGAUGCAAUUCUGGAGGAGUCCAUGAAGAAUAUCAGCUGCCAUAUUACGACUUAGUGCCCUCUGACCCUUCCAUUGAGGAAAUGCGAAAGGUCGUAUGUGAUCAGAAGCUGCGUCCCAACAUCCCCAACUGGUGGCAGAGUUAUGAGGCGCUGCGGGUGAUGGGGAAGAUGAUGCGAGAGUGCUGGUAUGCCAACGGCGCGGCCCGCCUGACGGCCCUGCGCAUCAAGAAGACCCUCUCCCAGCUCAGCGUGCAGGAAGACGUGAAGAUCUAACUGCUCCCUCUCUCCACACGGAGCUCCUGGCAGCGAGAACUACGCGCAGCUGCCGCGUCGAGCGUGCGAUGGAGGCCUACCUCUGGUUUCUGCCCAGCCCUCUGUGGCCAGGAUCCCUGGCCCGCAAGAGGGACAGAGCCCGGGAGACUCGCUCACUCCCAUGUUGGGUUUGAGACAGACACCUUUUCUAUUUACCUCCUAAUGGCAUGGAGACUCUGAGAGCGAAUCGUGUGGAGAACUCAGUGCCACAACUCGAGCUGGUUGUAGUGGGAAGCCCCGUGAAACCCGGUGCACCUGGCACAUGGCCAGGAGCGGUGACGGGGGUGGGGGGGGGGGCCUGGGAGGGGCCGGAGGAGCCGAAGUGUUGCCAGUGCUGAGCUGCGCUGAGGGUUUCCUUCGGGGGCCAGCCCACAGCACACCAAGGUGGCCCGGAAGAACCGGAGGUGCAGCGCCUCUCACAGGCAGCUCUGAGCCGCGCUUUCCUCUCCUCCCUGGGAUGGACGCUGCGGGGAGACUGCCAGUGGAGACGGAAUCUGCCGCUUGUCUGUCCAGCCGUGUGUGCAUGUGCCGAGGUGCGUCCCCCGUUGUGCCUGGUUCGUGCCAUGCCCUUACACGUGCGUGUGAGUGUGUGUGUGUGUCUGUAGGUGCGCACUUACCUGCUUGAGCUUUCUGUGCAUGUGCAGGUCGGGGGUGUGGUCGUCAUGCUGUCCGUGCGUGCUGGUGCCUCUUUUCAGUAGUGAGCAGCAUCUAGUUUCCCUGGUGCCCUUCCCUGGAGGUCUCUCCCUCCCCCAGAGCCCCUCAUGCCACAGUGGUACUCUGUGUCCGGCAGGCUACUCUGCCCACCCCAGCAUCAGCACAGCUCUCCUCCUCCAUCUCAGACUGUAGAACCAAAGCUGGCCCAGUUGUCCAUGACAAAAGAGGCUUUUGGGCCAAAAUGUGAGGGAGGCGGGUGGGAUGGUCAGGGAAGGAAUCCUGGUGGAAGUCUUGGGUGUUAGUGUCAGCCGUGGGAAAUGAGCCAGCCCAAGGGCAUCAUCCUCAGCAGCAUCGAGGAAGGGCCGAGGAAUGUGAAGCCAGAUCUCGGGACUCAGAUUGGAAUGUCACAUCUGUCUUUCAUCUCCCAGAUCCUGGAAACAGCAGUGUAUAUUUUUGGUGAUGGUGGGUUUGGGGUGGGGAAGGGAAGGGCGGGCAAGGAGUGGGGAGGGAGUCUGGGGUGGGAGGGAGGCAUCUGCAUGGGUCUUCUUUUACUGGACUGUCUGAUCAGGGUGGAGGGAAGGUGAGAGGUUUGCAUCCACUUCAGGAGCCCUACUGGAGGGAACAGCCUGAGCCGAACAUGUUAUUUAACCUGAGGAUAGUAUUUAACGAAGCCCUAGAAGCACGGCUGUGGGUGGUGAUUUGGUCUGCAUAUCUUAGGUAUAUAAUAACUUUGAAGCCAUAACUUUUAACUGGAGUGGUUUGAUUUUUUUUUAAUUUUAUUGGGAGGGUUUGGAUUUUAACUUUUUUUAAUGUUGUUAAAUAUUAAGUUUUUGUAAAAGGAAAACCAUCUCUGUGAUUACCUCUCAGUCUAUUUGUUUUUAAAGAAAUCCCUAAAAAAAAAAAAAAAAUUAUCCAAUUGAACGCACAUAGCUCAAUCACACUGGAAAUGUUUGUCCUUGCACCUGAGCCUGUUCCCACUCAGCAGUGAGAGUUCCUCUUUGCCCUGAGGCUCAGUCUCUCUCGCAUUUUGUCCCCACCCCCAAUUCCAUGAGUGGUUUUUGCUCUAGGGCCCUUUCUUGCACUGUCCAGCUGGUUGUACCCUCUCCAGGCAUUUAUUCGACAAAUGUGUGUGAAGUGCCUGCUGGGUGCCAGGUGCUGGGAAUACAUCUGUGGACAAGACAUGCUUGGGUCCUACUGCUGGAGCACUGUAAAAAGAGCUAAUUCAAGUAAGUAGAUGCCUGUUUUGAGACCAGAAGGUUUCAUAAUUGGUUCUACGAUCCUUUUGAGCCUAGAAUUACUGUUCUUAUAUAAGAUCACUGAAGAAAGAGGAACCCCCACAACCCCCUCCACAAAGAGACCAGAGGCGGGUGAUGAGACCUGGGGUUUAGAACCCUAGGUGAGACCUCAAAUCCCUGCAUUCAUUCUGAGCCCCCUUCCUGUCCCCAGGGGAGGUGUAUUGUGUAUGCAGCCUUAGAGCAUCUCUGCCUCCAACCCAGCAGUUCUCUGCCAAAGCCUGUGGAGGAGGGAGAGCCCUGUCCCUGCCCUCAGGCUCCCCAGUGCUCCUGGCCCUUCUAUUUAUUUGACUGAUUAUUGCUUCUUUCCUUGCAUUAAAGGAGAUCUUCCCCUAACCUUUGGGCCAAUUUACUGGCCACUAAUUUCGUUUAAAUACCAUUGUGUCAUUGGGGGGACUGUCUUUACCCCUGCUGACCUCUCACCUAUCCGCCCUGCAGCAGAACCUUGGUGGUUUAUAGGUGAUGAUGGAACUUAGACUCCUCUUCCCAGAGUCACAAGUAGCCUCUGGGAUCUGCCGACACACGUCCACUCCCAAGCCACUAGCCCACUCCCCAGUUGGCCCUUCUGCCCUUACCCCACACACAGUCCAACUCUUCCACCUUUGGGGAAGAUGGAGCAGGUCUUUGGGAAGCUCCCACACCCACCCCUGCCACUCUUAACACUAAGUGAGAGUUGGGGAGAAACUGAAGCCGUGUUUUUGGCCCCCCGAGGCUAACCCUGAUCCAUAGUGCUACCUGCACCUCUGGAUUCUGGAUUCACAGACCAAGUCCAAGCCCGUUCUUACGUCGCCAUAAAGGCCCCCGAACGGCAUUCUCGGUACUUCUGUUUGUUUUUGUACAUUUUAUUAGAAAGGACUGUAAAAUAGCCACUUAGACACUUUACCUCUUCAGUAUGCAAAUGUAAAUAAAUUGUAAUAUAGGAAAUCUUUUGUUUUAAUAUAAGAAUGAGCCUGUCCAAUUUCUGCUGUACAUUAUUAAAAGUUUUAUUCACAGA
This is a messenger RNA of Symphalangus syndactylus (siamang), 4721 nucleotides long. It is a transcript of the gene ACVR1B, whose product is annotated as activin A receptor type 1B. The record is from RefSeq and is a predicted model, not a curated record. Gene Ontology annotation, molecular function: transmembrane receptor protein serine/threonine kinase activity; ATP binding. Gene Ontology annotation, cellular component: signaling receptor complex; plasma membrane. Gene Ontology annotation, biological process: protein phosphorylation; cell surface receptor protein serine/threonine kinase signaling pathway; cellular response to growth factor stimulus. NCBI's taxonomy places the organism in Eukaryota, Metazoa, Chordata, Mammalia, Primates, Hylobatidae.